Messenger RNA from Melanotaenia boesemani (Boeseman's rainbowfish), 1157 nucleotides. RefSeq names its product selenoprotein M (gene selenom). Gene Ontology annotation, cellular component: endoplasmic reticulum lumen. Gene Ontology annotation, molecular function: oxidoreductase activity. NCBI's taxonomy places the organism in Eukaryota, Metazoa, Chordata, Actinopteri, Atheriniformes, Melanotaeniidae. The record is from RefSeq and is a predicted model, not a curated record. The transcript has 5 exons.
GAUUCUUGACGUGGCAAGAGGUCCGGACGUGACAUAGCUGCUCAUCAUCUCUUCUCCUCCUCUUUUUUUUCCUCUGCUAGUUAUCAUCUACAGGUACUGGUUCGAGAGACAGACCAACUCUUGUUCAGCAACCUGUACCGGGAGGGAGAAUGUGGCUGAUCGUGUUAGCCAGUUUCCUUCACUGCGCCUCCGCUUAUGAUGUGGACCUGAAGAAACUGGAGGGGCUGGCGAAAGCAAGGGUGGAGACAUGUGGUGGAUGACAGCUGAACAGACUCAGGGAGGUCAAAGCCUUUGUGAUCCAGGAUAUUCCUCUUUACCAUAACCUGGUCAUGAAGCACAUUCCUGGGGCUGAUCCUGAGCUUGUCCUCCUGAAUCACUAUUUUGAAGAGCUUGAUCGGAUUGCUCUGUCCGACAUGACCCGGGCUGAGAUUAAUGAGCUGCUGGGGAAAAUGGGUUUCUACAAGAAGGCUCAACCAGAAGAUGAGGUGCCAGAGGAGUUUCGCUUCUCACCUGCCAAAGACAGCCCGUUUAAAGAUGAGCCUGCUUACAAAUCAUCCAUUUCCUCUUUUGAUACAGAAAACACAUCCUCGGAGCCCCAAGCAGAAGUCAAGCACACUGACCUAUAACCUGUUGGAAUAGGCAAAAUGGUACCCCUCUGCACCGUAGCUGCUCCAUGAUCAGCUGGUUACUGCAGUUGUUGACAGAAAAGUUUGUAAAUUCACAAUAAGGCCAGCAGAUUAUGGAUCAGCAUUUGGGAAAGACUAAAAUUUAAAUUUAUCCACGAGCCUUUUAAAGAGCCAGUCUGAAUUUGCACAUAAUUUCCUCCCUCUGCUUCCUUUUAAAGCAGCGUUGUAACCAAACUGUCUGUUUUUUGAGUGCUUUUUUUACUCUCCACACAAAGACUGGAAUUAUGUGUGCUUCAUUUUGUUUGUGGUUCAUGCAUCAUCUGUAUUCUGUGCAUCAUUGGAGUCCUUUUGUGUGUGUGUGUGUGUGUGAUUACCUCCUACCUGCUGUGAAACUGAAUGACGCCUCAGGCUGAAAAUUGUCUGACGGGCCUGAGGCUGAUGCAAUUUGUUCUGGUGGGUUGGAUUGAUACGCACAAGAAGACGCAAGUGGAAAGGAUGUCAUAAAGAAAAUAAAUCUAAUCUGUAAACCCA